Molecule: messenger RNA, 987 nt
Organism: Penicillium taxi
Lineage: Eukaryota; Fungi; Ascomycota; Eurotiomycetes; Eurotiales; Aspergillaceae
Exons: 4
Coding region: 1-987 (328 amino acids)
Biological process (GO): intracellular signal transduction; protein phosphorylation
Cellular component (GO): cytoplasm; nucleus
Molecular function (GO): ATP binding; protein serine/threonine kinase activity
Source: RefSeq, a predicted model, not a curated record
AUGUCGUCUCUUGCUCCUGGGAAUAUCCUUCAAGGUGCCUAUUGGAAAUACCGCAUUCUCGAUCCUAUCAAGGGAGAUAAAACGCAUCUCUCUACUGUGUUCAAGGCUGAAGUAAUAGCGGAUGAGGACGCCCAUAAAACACCUAAGUGGGCGAUCAUCAAAGUAGUUUCGACUAGUGAUCUAACUGCUAUGGAGAAUUUGGGCCGUGAAAUUCAGGCUUAUCGUCUUCCUGCUAUCGCUUCUACUAAGUGCUUCCGGAAGAUGUACGAUAUGGUCGGUAACAGCGUCAUCGCAUUGGAAUGGCUUGAAACUACUCUUGCAGAAGUAAGAUACGAGUCAACUCAAUGUAUCCCUUCUCUUGUUGUGCCUAUUCUAGAAGCAGCGCUUAAUUCCUGCGUUUUUCUCGAGGGCCAUCAAUACAUAAAUACUGACUAUAAAUCUGCUAACAUCCUGCUUUCUGGUAUUUGUUCUGGCUCUAUUACAGCUAAAGUGGGAGACUUAGGACUCGUAGUUCCGAUUGGUGAUUUUUAUAAUGUCCAGCCAUAUGCUAUGCGAGCCCCUGAAGUCUUCCUAGGCCAAGCAUGCACAGGACCAUCACAGGUCUGGGCAAUUGCCGCAAUGUUGCUUUGCUGGAUUAAGCCUGGGGUGUUAGGCGCCCAUGAUUGCCCUGAUUAUUUUAUCAACGAUUCUUGGUGUGUGGCAAAAAUCAAACAGCUCUUCCCCUCUUGGAAAAUUCCAAGUUCCGACGAGCUCCAUAGCCAUGUCCUUAAAGCUACGGUAGAGUCUGCUCAACGUUUAAGUCAGAAUAUUCCAGAGCUACAGGCAAUCUCACCUUUCAACGAAGAGAUGAAAAAUAUCGAUAUACCACAACAGUUAAGGGAUCUUCUUCGUUUCAUGUUAGCGCCUAAUCUAGUCGAAAGGCCCUCUGCCUCAUGUGUGCUUUCAUCGAGGGAGUUUCGAGAGUUAAAGAAAUUAUGUCUUAAUUAA